GUGGAGAUGACCGCCGAGUCCUGCUGUGGCAUAUGGAACAAGCAAUUCACUCCAGAGUCAAACCUGUUCAGCUGAAAGGAGAGCAUCAUUCUAAUAUAUUUUGUCUUGCUUUUAAUAGUGGCAACACCAGAGUCUUUUCUGGAGGCAAUGAUGAACAAGUUUUGUUGCAUGACGUUGAGAGUGGUGAAACCUUGGAUGUGUUUGCCCAUGAAGAUGCAGUAUAUGGACUAUCAGUGAGUCCAGUGAAUGAUAACGUUUUUGCAAGUUCAUCUGAUGAUGGCCGAGUUCUUAUUUGGGAUAUCAGAGAAUCUUCCCAAGGAGACCCCUUUUGCUUGGCAAAUUAUCCAUCAGCCUUUCAUAGUGUGAUGUUCAAUCCUGUAGAGCCCAGAUUACUAGCCACUGCCAACUCAAAGGAAGGUGUAGGACUCUGGGACAUCCGUAAGCCUCAAAGUUCCCUGCUCCGGUAUGGUGGGAAUCUGUCACUUCAGAGUGCCAUGAGUGUGCGGUUUAACAGCAAUGGAACACAACUGCUUGCUCUCAGACGUCGGCUGCCACCAGUCCUUUAUGACAUCCACUCCCGUCUGCCUGUCUUCCAGUUUGACAACCAGGGUUAUUUUAAUUCUUGUACCAUGAAAAGCUGCUGUUUUGCAGGUGAUCGUGAUCAGUACAUCCUCUCUGGUUCCGAUGACUUCAAUUUAUACAUGUGGAGAAUUCCUCCAGAUCCUGAAGCAGGUGGAAUUGGCAGGGUGGUUAAUGGUGCCUUUAUGAUAUUGAAAGGUCAUCGUUCCAUUGUGAACCAGGUCCGAUUUAAUCCCCACACAUACAUGAUCUGUUCCUCAGGUGUAGAAAAGAUUAUAAAGAUCUGGAGUCCUUACCGGCAACCAGGUUGCACAGGAGACCUUGAUGGGAAAAUCGAUGCUGAUUCCCGCUGUCUUUACACACAUGAAGAGUACAUAAGUCUUGUUCUGAACAGUGGCAGUGGUCUGUCUCAUGAUUAUGCCAAUCAGUCAGUCCAAGAGGAUCCACGAAUGAUGGCCUUCUUCGAUUCCUUGGUCCGUCGAGAGAUUGAAGGUUGGAGCUCUGAUUCUGACAGUGACCUCAGUGAAAGCACGAUCCUACAGCUCCAUGCCGGAGUAAGUGAGCGCUCAGGUUACAGUGAGUCAGAGUCCUCUACUUCUUUGCGUCACUCUCCUCCUCACAUGACAGAAGAAUCUGAUGAACCUACCUAUAACUUGGGAACCUUGAGGUCUGCUGAAUCUCCACCAGCCAGAGAAGCAAUGACUUCUCGUCAGCAACGGUUGUCUGCACUUAGACGAUAUCAAGACAAACGUCUUUUGGCCCUUUCUAAUGAGUCUGAUUCUGAUGAAAAUACCUGUGAGACUGAGUUGGAUGCAGACCUUUUCCCAAGACCAAGAUCCCCAAGCCCUGAAGAGAAUGAUUCCAGCAGUUCCAGUAGCAGCAGCAGCAGCAGCACAGAAGAUGAUGAAGAACUGAAUGAACGGCGUGCCUCAACUCGACAGCGUAAUGCAAUGAGGCGCAGACAGAAACCACAAAAAGAUGAAAGGACUAAUGUAACUGGAGCAAACACAAGUACCUACGUAGGAGAAGACAUCUAUGACUAUCCCCAGAUUAAGGUGGAUGAUCUUUCUCCUUCUCCAGCUUCAUCUCCUGAGAGGAGUACUGCAAAUAUAGAGGUCCGCAAAGAGAAAGCCUCUCCUUGCUCCGAGAAUGAAUCUGUAGACAGGAAGAUCUACAAAGCCUUCAGGUGGCUUCAUUAUUCUUAUAUGUCUUAUGCAGCUAAUAAAGAUGGUGAAUCCUCACAGGGAGGUGGAGAAAGUGAAGGGAGACCAGGAACUAGCAGAAAAGUUCAAGGUGGCCAGGAUCAGUCUACUGAAAAUUGUAACAAAGCAAAUAUAAAGGAAUACAGUUCAGCAGAAAAUUCUAGAAACAGUCCAGACCAUAAAUGUGAUAAUCAGCGACAACUGGAGGAUCCGGAGAGCCUAGCCCAAGAUAUUGGGAACAGUGUCUCUGUAGAUCCUUCUUUUGAGGCUAAAAAGCUCAAUGGAAAAGCCAUUUGUAAAGAACGAGGCAGUUGCAUUGAAGAGCCAUGCAAUCAGACUGCAGGAUUUGUGGAGCAAAAAAAUAACCAGAAUUGUCAACCAGUGUCCAACCACAACCUACUGGCUGUUUCUAAGGAUUCAUUUGCAACUGCUGCCAACUGUAGUGGAUCUGGAAAUUUCUCUAGAAAUCUCACAGAUGACAAUGAGGACAGGAACACUGACAAUUCCUGUGCAAACCACAAUAAUGGCCGCCUACACUCUCGCUCUGCUUACCUUAAUAAUGGACAGAGUAUGGCAGAGCAGGAGGCUGUGGCUCAAGGAAGACAAUUACAUUUAAGUGCUGAUAAUGGCGGCCUUGUGCAGACAUGCACAUCCCUGCACAAGGAAUGCUGUCAGUCUUCCACAGACUCUUCCAGUCACAGCACGAGCAUGAAAGAGGAUGCCACCGAGUUGCAUCCUGCAGACAGUGAUGGCUCACAAAUCCAUGGACGGCAGAAAAGGCACAGAGCAGAGUUUGAAGACACAGAUUCUGAGAAGUCUUCCUCAGAAAAGAAGUUAAAAACACAUGCAUCCUGGUUGUGAAAUGUUGCAUUACCAAUUCUCCAUUCCAUUCUCCAGUGGGUCUAUUUUAAAUUGCCAGGAGCUAUGUUGUAUAAAAAUCUAAUCAACUCCUUUAAAAUGAGACUGAGUAUAGUGUACCCUUACAAGAUUCUGUUCAAGUAAAUCCUUAUUAUUCUGUGUGAUGUGUGGUGUUUGUUCAGCUAGCUACCAACAUGGCUAUUGUACCUUUUAAUCUUCUGAAAAGAAUUAUUUGCGUGUUGAUACUGUGGGGUUUAUGGUCUCAUUGAGUUGAGUGGACAAAUUGCAUCCUAUGACUGAUGCUUUUGGAGUGUGUUUUCUGUAUUAGAAAACAGGAGGCAAAUUGGAUGCAGCCUUUUACCUUCUCCUGUGCUUCUGAAGUCUUAAGCAAGAGUUUCUCUGUCAUGGUUUAGAAGCAUCCUCAUGGCUUAUGUGUGUGGAGUAACAGCUUACAGCUGUUUGUACUUAAAACAAGCUGAUUGGUCAUUCAAAAGGCAGGAGAUGAGUUUGUUUGAUCUAGAGAGUGUUAAGGUAGCAUUGAUAAAUGUCCUUACCUUUUUGUCUAAAAUGAACUCUCUCUUAUCACAAGAUAGCCAUAUUUGUCAUUGGGUUGGGCAGUAGACUCCACUCCAGUUGAAAUUCAUUAAAGGUGUGAUCUUAGUGGACUUCCCAUUGGUUCAUUUGCAGUUUCCAGAUAGUGAUCUGAUUACAAAAUAACUUGGAGCAGAGCCACAUCCCAUGGUGUCUGCAUGAUAUUGGUGGCAGAGUCCCAAAGAGAAGAGUGUUAAUAUAGAUCAGUGGAGAAGAGAGGUGCAUAAUGAUGUACCUAACAAAAACUAACUGUGAGUGUGACCUGAAUCUUGACACCUAAUUCUUUUUUAAUUUGUUUCAUUUUUAAAAACAACAACAACUGAUCUUAUUUGGAAAAGUACUGACUUUAGAGACCCUGGUUUAUAGUCCUGCACUACCAUACAAAAAGUGCAGUUUGAUGUAUUAUUUCCAAUUAAACAAAUAUUUUUGUGUG
Molecule: messenger RNA, 3663 nt
Organism: Sceloporus undulatus (fence lizard)
Lineage: Eukaryota; Metazoa; Chordata; Lepidosauria; Squamata; Phrynosomatidae
Gene: DCAF5
Product: DDB1 and CUL4 associated factor 5
Exons: 8
Coding region: 33-2642 (869 amino acids)
Biological process (GO): negative regulation of fatty acid biosynthetic process
Cellular component (GO): cytoplasm; Cul4-RING E3 ubiquitin ligase complex
Molecular function (GO): protein binding
Source: RefSeq, a predicted model, not a curated record